AUGCAGGAUGUAGUUGAAAGGUUGAGACAUUUGGAAGGAAACAAGGGUAUAAAGGGUCUCAAUUAUGAAGACUUGUGUAUCCACCCGGACGUAGAGCUGCUGGAGGGGUACAAACCUCCCAAGUUUGAAUUAUACAAUGGGACUGGAGAUCCUAAAGUGCAUCUGCGUGUGUACUUUGACAAACUCGCGGGUGUAGGAAAGAAUGAGAAAAUUCAGAUGAAGCUAUUUAUGAGAAGCCUCAUGGGAGAGGCUCUCACAUGCAAUACUUCGAGUUGGACUUACAUGCAGGUGAUGAAGAAGAAACCUAAUGAAUCCUUCCAUGAGUACGCUAUGAGAUGGAGGGCCGAGGCUGCGAGAUCUAGGCCUCUAGUUGAGGAGCAACAAAUAAAGGAAUAUUUUUUUAAGGCACAAGAGCCACAGGACCUUGAUAAGCUGAUAAUAGUCAGAGACAAAAGUUUCUCUGAAAUCAUCAGAAUAGGAGAAAUGUUUGAAGAGUGUCUAAAAAAUGGUAGCAUUAUCCGCUUAAACACUCAAUCUGCAGGAAUAACAAAAAAUAAGAAGAAGAAGGAGAUAGGAUCGGUAAUGGCGGCCCAUCCUUCGGAGAUUGUCCCAAUCCAUGAAAGCCCCACUAUAUCAAAUGUCUCCUUCUUACCAAAUGCCUCCACAAUUCUCAAGUCCCUCCUAUCCCGUAUAUAA
Molecule: messenger RNA, 696 nt
Organism: Capsicum annuum
Lineage: Eukaryota; Viridiplantae; Streptophyta; Magnoliopsida; Solanales; Solanaceae
Exons: 2
Coding region: 1-696 (231 amino acids)
Source: RefSeq, a predicted model, not a curated record